UCACCAAAAUUUUGUCUUUACUCUUUACCUUCUUCAGUGUUUCGCGAUAAAAAUACUCGUAAAAAUUCACAAAAAUCGCGUUUAUUUCUCAUCCAAGUUAAUUCUCUCGUAAAUUAUUCAAUAAUGUAAUCGUUCAUGUAACUCUUUCAAUGUACAAGGUGAUUUCACACCGUUGGAUUUGUUUCCAUUCGCCGGAUUGUUCAGAAAUGUAAUAUCUCGUCAUUUUACCAUUGUAAGGCGAUCUAAUGUAUCCAGGAUUCUUCAAAGGAAUGUCUGGUGGCAAAGGUGGCUCUGCGAAGGAGCAAAAGUCUCAGCAUAAAUCCAAUCGAAACUCAAAUGCAUCAGAUACUUCAUUACCAAACGAAGAAUUCAUCGAUUUGAAAAAUACUCUCGUUCAGUGCAAAAAAUCACUCAAAAAUUUCAGCAGAGUGAUUUUCUACGCUUCCACUUGUAGUCAGAGUUCUGGUAUUAAACGGAUUCAUGUUGGAUUAGGUGAAGUUUUGGAUAGUUUGAAAAUCAUUCUGGAAAAGUAUCCCGCCUUAGCUACCCCCGAAGUGUUUGCUUCGGUUCAAAUGCUCAUCAACUAUGUACAAUCGAGACAAAAUUCGAGAAUAUGUGUUGUCGAAGGUGAUCGUUUGAUUAAUCAGUUAGCUUUGUAUUUUACCAAAAGUGCUUCUCAAUAUGUUCUUCAAAUGAGAGAUUUAAAGAAUUCGGAUAAAAUACAGGGUCUUAAAGCUUUGAACUCCAGUUCGAUAUUCGGAAUUGAGUUGGAGAAACACGUACACGCUAGUAAAUUCGAUGUACCAUUUAUCGUUACCAAAUGCAUCAAAGAAGUCGAAACGCACGGACUUCAUCUCAAAGGUAUUUACAGAGUAUCUGCAGUCAAAUCCAAAGUUCACCAGCUAUGCGAAGCGUUCGAGAAACACGGUAGUAACGUCAUUCUGACAGAUAUCAAUCCAAAUAUCAUAGCAAAUGUACUCAAAUUAUACUUACGAGAGUUACCUCAACCUUUAUUCACCUUCGAUCUUUAUCCAGAAUUUAUUAGGGUUGCUAAACUAUACGAAGCUGAUUCGAGCGAGAAAAACAAACUCCACUGCAUCGAAGAGUUACGUAAAAUAUUAACCAAGUUACCAAAACCGUAUUACGCAGCUGCAUCGACAGUUAUGCAGCAUUUACACAGAAUCUCCAACGAAUCCACCGUCAACAACAUGUCAGCCUACAAUUUAGCAGUGAUUUUCGGACCUACGUUGUUACAUUAUUUAAAAGAUACUUCCGAAUCGACUCCCGGAGCUGCCUUAUUUGAUAGUAUUCACCAAAUCCGAGCUAUCGAGCUAAUGAUCACUUGGGCUGAUACUUUGUUCGGAGUUAAUUAAACGUCUAGUCUGAUGAGAUCAAUUUAACUAGUCUUCCUUGCCAAAGGCAUAUCCCACCUGUACUCACCGAUGUAUUUAUCACGGUUUUUUUUUCUUUUUAAAUUAGAUUAACCUUUAUUUUGAUGUUUUUUAAAAAUUGUUUGUAAAGUUUUAUAGUUUAAGAGUAAUACGUAUUUCGUAUAUUCAAACUGUUGCCAACGAGAGCUUUGACAAGAUUAUGAUGCUGAGGAACAGAUCGUCGUUUCUUGUAAUUUUUAUGUAUUUUUAUAUUUUUAAAACAUUUGUCAUAUGUUAGACGGUUUUUUUGACAGUUCAAUAAAAUAGUUUUAUUUUA
This is a messenger RNA of Planococcus citri (citrus mealybug), 1707 nucleotides long. Its product is annotated as rho GTPase-activating protein 29-like. Bases 246 to 1373 code for a protein of 375 amino acids. The transcript has 8 exons. Gene Ontology annotation, molecular function: GTPase activator activity. Lineage: Eukaryota; Metazoa; Arthropoda; Insecta; Hemiptera; Pseudococcidae. Gene Ontology annotation, biological process: activation of GTPase activity; signal transduction. The record is from RefSeq and is a predicted model, not a curated record.